UACCCUAUACAACCGCGGGUUGGGCGAGGGGACGCCCUUGGGCUAUUUUGAGGGGGAGGAGGUGUCAUGAUGACCCUCAGUAGGCCAUUGUAGCUCAGUCCCUCGCGAUAGUCGCUCCCACUCUUCUCCACAGGACCAUCAGGCAAGGACACAAGACAAACACAACAUGCUUCUUAAACAACAUUUGGACAUGAUUGGCAGAAACGAGCCUGUACAGCGGAAGGCCAGAUUCUGGCAAUCCUACGUCAGGGCACUGAAAGACGAGCCCCAAUACUUGGCGGAGGACGAGUGGGACGCUCACGCCCGAAGACUGGAAGCCAUCGACGAACUUCUGCCCCUCAAGUACCGCUACCCUCACUACUACCGCCCCAGCUCUGCCCGCUCGGCCAGUGUGCCACCCCCACCGAGGUCUGCCUCCGUGCCCCCCACCACUCUCCGAGCUCUGUCCAGGGCCCGCUCCACCACCCCAGCGCCACCGCAUCUCCGAGACAUCGUGGAAGAGAAGCCCUCCUCGCUCUACAGCUACUCGGGCCAAAAACUGAACGAGUCUUCCUUCGACUCCUCGUUCUCAAAAGCCGUGACUUCUUAUUCCAAGUCUUCCAGUAGCAGCAGCUCCAACACGAUCACUAAGAGGACCACAUCCUACAUCCCGAUCAGGUCUACGAGGAUUAACUCUGAAAUUAUCCAUGCUUACCUGGGCCGCAAUGACGUCUAUAACUGGCCAGACGAUGAAUUUCCAGGCGAGCCCCUGUACCACCGGCCCUACUACGGAAGCUACGUGAGACGUCCUCUCGCUGAGCUGCUGGAGCCCAGCUACCACCUACCCAGGUCCAGAAUCACCAGGGACCCUUGGUGGUACGACUACCCCUCCCUCAAACCCUACUCACCGUACAACCGCUACCCCUACACGUCCCUGCGCUACCCCUACUCCCACGUCAGCUCUCCCUACGUCAGCAGAUGGUACUACUCCCCCUACUACCUGAGGGACAGCUACCUCUCCCCCAUCAAGCGCACCUACCUGUGGAACUACCACCCCAUCAGGCCUUUCUCCUACAGUUACUACUGGAUCUAAGGACCUUCCCCUAACGAAGAUUCCAUCGGAUUCGACCAAACGAAGGCUGCACGAUUUCAUGGGAUUUCUCUUUGGUUUCCGUGAUCAGAUUCAUCUGGGACACCUCUAGAGAGCCCCGCCCGCUCAGAUGUGAUGUGACGGCGCCGGCGGAGGCCAAAGAAUCAAUUCAUGAAAUCAAAAAGCUAAUAAGGGAUUAAUUUUGGAUAACGGAAGUUAGGAAUAAAGGAAAAGAAAUAAAUUUAAAACUGCCAUCACGUCUGUGAAAUACUUUUUAUAUAAGAGCGCUUAAAUUACCUUUGAUAAAGUACUUUUUACUUCUCCCGAUCUCGGAUAUUUAAACUUUCAAGUAUAGCUUCUCCCGUAGGAUUGUAUUCGCUGUUGAUAGUGUGUUUCAUUUUCAUUCAUAAUACUACCUCGCUUUACGGAUAUAAUUAUUGCAUAACACUACGCUUUACUGACAAAUCUACAUCGAAAUUGUACUAACGUGCGACAUAAUCAUCCCUUGCGUAUUCAAGUGUGGCUUAGACGAAAAACAGAGCAUAUGUUAUAUUUUUUGAGAAUUUUGCUUCGAUAUAUUUUUUGAGAUUUCCCUUUUUCAAGAGCGUUUCGUUUACAAUGCAUUUUGAUAUUUUAUACACGAAUUUGCGUUUUGUACAAAACGUACCGACUGAACAUCUUUUGCGGGCAAAUACAUGUUGCGAUGUACAUUGUUGAAUGUUCGAUUUUGUUGUUUCAUGAAAUAUAUUUAUUUUUGAGAUA
This is a messenger RNA of Macrosteles quadrilineatus (aster leafhopper), 1831 nucleotides long. RefSeq lists its product as uncharacterized. The record is from RefSeq and is a predicted model, not a curated record. Bases 167 to 1072 code for a protein of 301 amino acids. The transcript has 6 exons. NCBI's taxonomy places the organism in Eukaryota, Metazoa, Arthropoda, Insecta, Hemiptera, Cicadellidae.